Stegodyphus dumicola is the source of this 1761-nucleotide messenger RNA. RefSeq lists its product as uncharacterized. The record is from RefSeq and is a predicted model, not a curated record. NCBI's taxonomy places the organism in Eukaryota, Metazoa, Arthropoda, Arachnida, Araneae, Eresidae.
AUGAAUGAAGUACCAGAAAAUUAUCGUGCGAGUGCUAAUAAAUUAGUAGAAUCCUGGUACGUUGAUAAUUUAGUUACAAGUGUGAAUGAUGAAUCAGAAUUAAAGAAGUUAAAAAAUGAUGCCACUGAAAUUUUGGCAAGUGCUAAAUUUGAAUUACAAGAGUGGGCAUAUAACUAUCCUCGAAAUAAAAGGGAUGCAUUUGUUGUUGAACCCAUUUUAGAACAGUCGAAGCUUGAUAAAUUAAAUGAGAAUGAGUUUUUCGAUGAUCCUUGUGAAGCUAAAACGGUCAACAUUUUGGGACUUCUUUGGAAUUUGCAUGAUGACACAUUAAAAAUAAAAAUUCCUCGACAGAUGAUGCUUAAUAUUGAUUCUGAAUUGAAAUUAUCCUUUCAUAUAUUUUGUGAUGCAUCCCGAAUGGCAUAUGCAACCUGCGUUUAUUUAAGAAAUGAAAAUGAAAAUGAAGUUUCUUGUCAUUUAGUUCAAGCACGAUCUAGAGUUGCUCCUCUAAAACCCACAUCAAUUUGUAGACUAGAAUUAUUAGCUUGUGUUGUUGGUGCAAGAUUAAUGAAAUCUAUAAAACAAGAUUUGAAGGAAGAAAAUAUACCUACGUUUUAUUGGACAGAUUCAAGGAACACAUUGUACUGGAUUAAGAAUGAAGAAAAUUGGGGUGUAUUUGUUAUGAAUAGAGUGAAAGAAAUACGAGCUCUUACUAAUCCUGAUGCAUGGAAUUAUGUUCCUGGCAACUUGAAUCCUGCGGAUAUUCCGUCAAGAGGAUGUUCUGUUGAAACUAUUAAAGCCAAAAGAUGGCAUGAAGGUCCAGCAUGGUUGAAGUUGAAUCCAGACUGUUGGCCUACUUGUGAUAUUUCUCCUGACAAAGAUAUGAUUGAUCGAGAAAGAAGAAAAACAGUUGUAUCCUCGUUAACAAAUGUAGAUGAAGAAUUUUCGCAUUUCUCACGAAUUUCUUCUUUUGAGAAAAUAAUUAGAGUUACAGCCUGGAUAAAAAGGUAUAUUGAUAACUGCAGAGAUAAAAACAGAACAACGUCAAAGAACUUAGAAAUCGAAGAAUUGAAUGCAGCUGAAGUCCUUGUUUGGAAAAUUGUGCAAAGGGUCUCCUUUAAAACAGAAAAGGAUAAACGCUUACGAAAUUUAAAACCAUUUGUUGAUUCAUCUGGUCUUUUAAGAGUAAAGUCAAGAAUAUUAAUGAGACAAGACUUCGAAAAUUUUAGAACACCUGUAAUCCUACCUCCUGAACAUCCAGUUGUCUCUAAACUGAUUAUGGAAAAACAUGAACAACAAAUGCAUUGCGGAACUCAGACUUUAAUGGCAAUGCUACGAGAAAAUUUCUGGAUUUUGAAAAGUCGUAAAACUAUUCGUAAAGUGUUGAAAAACUGCACUAAAUGUAGAAGAUUUGAUUCGAGGCCCUCCACGGUACAAUCCGCACCUUUGCCAAAGGACCGUGUUAAAGAUUCUUCUAUUUUUGAAGUGACAGGUAUCGACUUAGCUGGCCCUUUGUUUUUAAAAAAUGGAUCGAAAACGUGGAUCGUUUUAUUUACAUGUGCUGUAUACAGGGCAAUUCAUCUUGAACUUUUAACGUCUUUGUCAACAGAUAACUUUUUAUUGGCUUUCCGACGUUUCAUAGCACGCAGAGGAAGACCUGAAAUUGUCUACACUGAUAACGGUAGUAAUUUUAUUGGUACAAAUUCGCUCUUAAAAAUGAUUGACUGGGAUAAACUCAUUAAAAAUCAUGUUGUCAACCGUUAA